AUGGCUGCAUUGAUGCAAUCGAACAACGAACCUGUCGCCAUCUCCAACCCUUUACCAGGGUCGUCCACAGCGGCCAUUCCCAGUCCCCCCGAUUCCAUCGCUUUUCUGAAACAAUCCAAACCCGAUUCGAACCUGUCCUCCAUCGCAAGCGCUGGACUGAACGUCUCUCGAUCUAGAGACUCGUUACCGCCGAUGACAGCAGUUCCGUCAGCGGCCAGUCCAAUGGAUCGGAUAUUAGAGCAUGAAAAGGAAUCGGAGCGAAAUAGCUCGCAAGUGGCAAGGGAGGCUUUAGGCGCCAGCGAAAAACAGCAGGGCACGCCGGGAAACGAUCCCAUGCCAAUAACCUCCGAUCAAAUGCAGGUCGAUUCGCAUACGUCCCCGAACAAUGCUCCUGAUGCAUUCGGGACUUCCGAGAAUAACGCGUCACUCAUGAACACGGCUACUGUUGCCAGCCCCGGUCCAAUAGACGACUCCGUUUCCCACGAUGGGGAACGUUCAGGCCAUCGCGAUGAAGUGGAAUUGUCACAAGAUACAAGUAACAAGGCCUUUUCCUACCCCAUGCCCACGACAGCCCUCGGUGAUCCCCGCCGCGGUCUUAGUUUGCCUGGUUCCGGGUUCCACAAAGGUGGUCAGCGCUCGCCGUCAACAAAAAAGCAUCGUUGCCCUUACUGUGCAACCGAAUUUACAAGACACCACAACCUCAAAAGCCACCUUCUCACUCAUAGCCAGGAGAAACCGUACGUCUGCCAGACAUGCCAGUCACGAUUCCGCAGACUUCAUGAUCUGAAACGGCACACGAAGCUCCAUACUGGCGAACGGCCGCAUCUUUGUCCGAAAUGUGGGCGUCGAUUUGCUCGGGGCGACGCUCUGGCCCGUCACAACAAGGGCCAAGGGGGCUGCGCCGGACGCCGGGCGAGCAUGGGCAGCUACGCUCCUGAAGACGAUUUUGGCGAUGCAACCGGCCACGGUGGUGCUGAGGAUACGAUGGACGGUCUCGUAUAUGCAGAGCCAGAGCGCAUGGAUGAGGAAGAUGAACGGCGGGUUAGCAUGCCCAGCAUCAAGAAGCACGACGUGCCUACCGAGUCAAUAGCUCGCUCCAACACCGCGACGAGCUAUCAAUCCCGACAGCCGAGCACAUAUCCCCCGAUCGCCGCAGGCCGACCCUCUCCUGGGGGCUUAUUCCCGCCUCCCACCAGUCACGGUGGCUCUAGCGCAUCAACGUCGCCCAUCUCUCAAUCGGGAAAUCUGACGUUUCCUCCUCCAGGCCAGUCCUCUGGGGCGUCGGUAUUUCAGUCGACAAACAUCACUGAAAGCCCGAAGCCGCUUUCGCCCAACGCCUUGCCUUCUCACCAAAUGGGACCGGGUCCUGAUGGAAUCCAGCUCCACCGCUCUCAUUCUCCUGGCCUGACUUCGUCAUUCCCGCAGCAACCGUACUCAAGGGCAGGGCCAUCUCAGACAUCCACCAACCAUGCUUCCGGAUUAGGCCUUCCCCCGCCGCAGCCCGGAGCACCUCAACUACCCCCUCCGCCCGGCAUGAGUUCAGAGACCCGCUUUCCGCUUCACGCCCAAGGAUCCGUCCCGCCACCAAGUGCCAAACAUCACUCAUCGCACAGUCAUUCUAGUAAUCACAGUGGGCCGCUGGCAUCGAAGCCAGGCCAAGAGUUGGUAACCAGCAACGGCAGUCAUCAUCCGGGGGCUCACGACUCGAGCUAUAAUGAGCAGGGCCGAGAUCGAGAAGAUUCACUUUGGGCGUACAUUCGUUCUGUCCACGAAGAAUUGGCCAGUCUCAAAACCGAGGUAGCCGCUUUGAGGGCGCAGAUUGCAUCCUCGAACGUCAACACGUUAACCGCUUCCGGUGCCAGCGUCGCCCAACCCCAGUACGAAGCGGGCACCAUCGGAGCCGGACAACGAUGA
Molecule: messenger RNA, 1914 nt
Organism: Aspergillus melleus
Lineage: Eukaryota; Fungi; Ascomycota; Eurotiomycetes; Eurotiales; Aspergillaceae
Product: C2H2 zinc finger protein
Exons: 1
Coding region: 1-1914 (637 amino acids)
Biological process (GO): regulation of transcription by RNA polymerase II
Molecular function (GO): DNA-binding transcription factor activity, RNA polymerase II-specific; RNA polymerase II cis-regulatory region sequence-specific DNA binding
Source: RefSeq, a predicted model, not a curated record